Molecule: messenger RNA, 784 nt
Organism: Onychostruthus taczanowskii (white-rumped snowfinch)
Lineage: Eukaryota; Metazoa; Chordata; Aves; Passeriformes; Passeridae
Source: the annotation of a RefSeq genome assembly
AUGGCUCACCAAGCACACUCUUACCACAUAGUAGACCCAAGCCCAUGACCCAUUUUCGGAGCAGCCGCCGCCCUACUAACCACCUCAGGGCUGACAAUAUGAUUUCACUACAACUCCCCUCGACUCCUCAUCCUCGGCCUUGUCACCACCGCCUUAGUCAUGUUCCAAUGAUGACGUGACAUCGUACGAGAAAGCACCUUCCAAGGCCACCACACCCCAACCGUUCAAAAAGGGCUACGAUACGGAAUAGCCCUAUUCAUCACGUCAGAAGCCUUUUUCUUCCUAGGCUUCUUCUGGGCCUUCUUCCACUCAAGCCUGGCUCCUACUCCAGAACUAGGCGGACAAUGACCCCCAGUUGGAAUCAAACCCCUAAACCCUAUAGAAGUACCACUUCUGAAUACUGCCAUCCUCCUGGCUUCCGGAGUCACCGUAACAUGAGCCCACCACAGCAUCACAGAGGCCAAACGAAAACAAGCAAUUCAAGCCCUAUCCCUAACAGUCCUACUAGGAUUCUACUUCACCGCCCUCCAAGCCAUAGAAUACUACGAAGCUCCUUUCUCCAUCGCCGAUGGGGUUUAUGGUUCCACCUUCUUCGUUGCCACUGGGUUCCAUGGCCUACACGUAAUUAUUGGCUCUACAUUCCUCUUUGUAUGCCUCCUACGCCUAAUCAAAUACCACUUCACACCCACCCACCACUUCGGAUUUGAGGCAGCAGCCUGAUACUGACACUUCGUAGACGUCGUAUGAUUAUUCCUCUACAUCUCUAUCUACUGAUGAGGAUCCU